Messenger RNA from Scleropages formosus (Asian bonytongue), 2267 nucleotides. It is a transcript of the gene cdkal1, whose product is annotated as CDK5 regulatory subunit associated protein 1-like 1. Gene Ontology annotation, biological process: tRNA methylthiolation. Lineage: Eukaryota; Metazoa; Chordata; Actinopteri; Osteoglossiformes; Osteoglossidae. Gene Ontology annotation, molecular function: 4 iron, 4 sulfur cluster binding; tRNA (N(6)-L-threonylcarbamoyladenosine(37)-C(2))-methylthiotransferase activity. The record is from RefSeq and is a predicted model, not a curated record. Bases 148 to 1827 code for a protein of 559 amino acids. Gene Ontology annotation, cellular component: endoplasmic reticulum. The transcript has 15 exons.
GGGGGCACGUCCAGCAUGGCGCGAGACAGCCAACAGCACCCGUAGCCGAACAGCGCCAAACACUGAGCGCCUCAGCUCUAACAAAUAAACAAUAUUUUAACAAAUAAACACAGUUUCUAGAUCUUUUAGUGUCAGUUUGGCUCCACUAUGGAGGACCUGGAGGACAUCGAGGACAUGGUGUCGGGACAGGAGCCCACGGGACAGGAAAGGCAGGCCGCCAGGAGGAGCGUCGUGCCCCGAGCGAGGAGGAGGAAGCAGGAAACGGUUGAGGAGCUGCAGGCUGACAGUGUCAUUCCUGGCAUGCAGAAGAUCUGGAUGAAGACCUGGGGCUGUUCCCACAAUAACUCUGAUGGGGAGUACAUGGCGGGACAGCUUGCUGCCAGUGGAUACCAGAUAACCGAAAACCCAGCUGAGGCCGACCUGUGGCUCCUCAACAGUUGCACGGUUAAGAAUCCUGCCGAAGACCACUUCAGGAACUCCAUCAAGAAGGCCCAGGAGCAGGAGAAGAAGGUGGUGGUGGCGGGAUGUGUCCCUCAAGCCCAGCCCAGGAUGGAGUACCUCAAAGGACUUAGUGUCAUUGGGGUGCAACAGAUCGAUCGCGUGGUGGAGGUGGUUGACGAGGCCAUUAAAGGUCACUCCGUGCGCCUAUUGGGUCAGAAAAAGGAUAAUGGAAAACGGCUGGGGGGGGCGAGAUUGGACUUGCCGAAGAUUAGGAAGAACCCCCUGAUAGAAAUCAUUUCCAUCAAUACAGGGUGUCUGAAUGCCUGCACCUACUGCAAGACGAAGCACGCGAGAGGGGAGCUGGCCAGCUACCCCAUAGAAGAGCUCGUGGAGAGGGCCAGGCAGUCCUUCCUGGAGGGCGUGUGUGAGAUCUGGCUCACUAGCGAGGACACGGGGGCCUAUGGGAAGGACAUCGGCACAGACCUGCCCUCGCUGCUCUGGAGGCUGGUGGAGGUGAUUCCCGAGGGGGCCAUGCUCAGGCUCGGCAUGACGAACCCCCCUUACAUCCUCGAACACCUCGAGGAGAUGGCCAAGAUCCUCGGCCACCCGCGGGUGUUCGCCUUCCUUCACGUUCCCGUGCAGUCGGGCUCCGACAGCGUCCUCAUGGACAUGAAGAGAGAGUACUGCGUGGCGGACUUCAGGCGCGUCGUAGACUUCCUGAAGGACAGGGUGCCUGGCAUCACCAUCGCCACUGACAUCAUCUGCGGUUUUCCCGGUGAGACAGACGCCGACUUCCAGGAGACCCUGAAUCUCGUGAAGGAGUACCGCUUCCCGAGCCUCUUCAUCAACCAGUUCUACCCACGACCUGGAACCCCCGCCGCCAGAAUGGAGCAAGUUCCUGCCCAAGUGAAGAAACAGCGAACGAAAGAACUGUCUCAGCUGUUCCACUCGUACCACCCAUAUGAGCACAAGGUGGGCCAGAGACAGCAUGUGCUCGUAACGGAAGAGUCCUUCGACGCCCAGUACUACGUGGCUCACAAUAAAUUCUACGAACAGGUUCUGGUGCCCAAAAGUCCCGAGUUUAAAGGUAAAAUGGUUGAGGUGGAGAUCUAUGAAACGGGGAAGCACUUCAUGAAGGGACGGCCUGUUGAGGACUCCGAAGUCUUCACCCCGUCCAUAGCUCAGCCUCUGAGGAAAGGCGAGGUGUCCGGCCUCCCUAACGACUUCAAGACUCCUUGUCCAAACGGCACUCACAGCAGCCCCUCCGAAGCCUUGGGGCCAACACAUUGUUCACGGAUCCUGGAUGCGGUGGGACUCAAAGGUCUCUCCAUUGGCCUAGCCCUGCUGGCCGUUGUUGUGGCUCUCGCCAUGGAAAGACUCUGUUAGAGUAGCAAUCCGUACCACACUGCAUCAGGCAGCAUCCGCCAUGGACUUUUGGGUUCACACACACAUUAUUGCCAAGGUGGAUACGAAAGUCUUGACUUUCAAGUAUUUAUUUAAUUUUUCAAUAAAAUGACGUGGAGAAUUUGAGUUUAUUUUUGGUCAUCGCUUUACAAUAAAAUAAUGCCUUCCAUUGUCAUUUUCAGCCUAAAUUUGAUUAUAUUCCUUAUAAAGAAUGUAGAUUUUCUCAGCUUAUCUGGAUCUGAUUUUUUUAAAGUCAAGCUGUUUAGCCACUCCACGGCAGGCGAAAUUAGUUGUGAAACUGGUAUCCUGUUUGUUUGUCUCUUAGCAGUGUUUUAUUGUCCUAAUCGGGUGUCUUUUUGUCAGAGCUGGGCAGCUCUUGCAUUGUCCGUUGCCCUUUUUCUGGGCAUAAGGAAACCUUAAUA